This is a messenger RNA of Daphnia carinata, 2151 nucleotides long. It is a transcript of the gene Nab2, whose product is annotated as zinc finger CCCH domain-containing protein 14-like. Gene Ontology annotation, cellular component: cytoplasm; nucleus. NCBI's taxonomy places the organism in Eukaryota, Metazoa, Arthropoda, Branchiopoda, Diplostraca, Daphniidae. Gene Ontology annotation, molecular function: metal ion binding; poly(A) binding. The record is from RefSeq and is a predicted model, not a curated record. Bases 162 to 2060 code for a protein of 632 amino acids. Gene Ontology annotation, biological process: regulation of mRNA stability. The transcript has 7 exons.
CGGUGCUGGACAGUCAUCGGCUGCAAGCGUACAAGAAAAAAAUAAAGAGGAACAAGUUUUUUCCUUGGGAAAGGUUUAAAUCAGUGACUAAACAAGGAAUACCUGAGUAUUCAGUUAUAGGUUAAGGGAUUAGUUAACGUGACCAAUUAUUUUUAGCAAUCAUGGAAGGGGUAACAAACGAAAUCAGAAACAAAAUUAAAUGCGCUGUGAAAGCCAAGCUCCAAGAAAUUGGAGCUUAUGUAGAUGAAGAACUACCCGAUUAUAUCAUGGUGAUGAUUGCAAAUAGAAGAUCUAAGAGCCAAAUGACUAGUGAACUCUCUCUUUUUCUUGGAAGUCAUACCGACAAAUUUACAGAUUGGUUGCAUGUUGUGCUUGAAAAACUUGAAGCAUUUGUGGGUAGUAGCAAUGCCUCUGAGAAAGCGAAAGAAGCGGUUCCUGUGGUACCGAAACCAGGAAGUGAAGCAGGCAUCAUUUCGGUAAAAGUUCAAAAUUCAUCCCCAACAGUAAUUCACCCAACAUCAGGGUUGUUGAUGGGCAAGAACAGUGAAACCCAGUGUAACGUUAUAGCUCAUAGUGUUCCGUUAAAUCAUGAUAUUAAGGAACAAUAUGUACCCACACCUGUUUCUUUACGUUCACUACCUCCAGCAAAUAUGCAGCAUAACAUUGAAGGGGAUAUGGAGGAUGAUUGUCUGAAUAUUAGAGAUGAAGUAGAACAAGAUUUCCAUGCUUCUGAAGAAAAGACUCAGAGGAAUAAGAUUUCGACGUCAUCGGCCACAUAUCAGUCAUCCCGCUCUGACUCACAAAAACGGCGGCAUACCAGAAAUAUUGAAGAUAGAUUUCCAAAAAAAGUUUGCAGGGAAGAAAGGGAACGACCACGAAGAACGGACGGUCGCAUCUCGUCGCAAAUUGUUUCUGUUGUGCGGCCCAUACUCAGUCAAAUUGUAAAACCUAUAGAACGUACCAAAUCAAAAACAGAGAACCAAGAACAUGAGGAAGACACAAGUUUUAAUAGCAAAACUGGGAUUAAUAGUAUCGUUCGCGUCACAGCCAGGCGCAGGUUACCAGCAAGGAUGCAAGCCACGAACUGUUUGAUUUUAAAAGCUGUGGCAGACGCGCAAAAAUCAGUUGUCUCCCAUCCAGCUAAAGUUAUGGAACCGGAAAUCAGAUCUCCACCAGCGCUGUUCACUCGAAAGUAUCGCGAAAAGAUCCAACAUGCAGAAUCGGUUGCCGUCACUAUAAAAAAUCCUGCUGUUGCUAAACCUUCCAACGAAUCCACUAUGGAAAUAGAUGUCCAACCACCCGGAAAGAUGACUAAUGGCGAUGAACUCGCUAGCAUGGAAGCUGAAGAAACGAUUGACUCCCAACCUGAGGUUCCCGACCUAGGCGCCUAUGAGCCAAUGGAAAGUCCCGUUCAGUCACAGUUAGAUAAUCAAACAAUUGAGACACGUUUUAUAGUUACCCUUGAUGGUGUUGACUCUUUAAUGGGCCGAUGCUUUGAUGAAGACAUAAACGACGAUGACACUACCGAAAUGUCCGAAGUACAAGACACUGAGCGGAAACCAGUGAAAUCAAGGCUUUUUCGAAGACGUAGCACUGGUACUGAAGCUGAAGUUCAACAAACUUUGGAACGCUGCAAGUUUUACCCCAAAUGCCGCCAAGGAGACCGGUGUAGUUUUCAUCACCCCAAAACCCCAUGCAAGAAUUUCCCAAUUUGCUUGUUUGGUGACAAUUGCUUAUUCAUUCACCCACCUUGCAAAUUUGAUGCUACGUGUACACGCAAAUCGUGCCCAUAUACGCACAGUCAACGAUCUCAGGCUACCAUGCCUCUCGCACCGAAGAUAAUCCGGCCUCCAGUGAAGUUGCAUCAUCAUCAGUCGCCGGUUGUGAACGGCAAAACGGUUUGCAAGUUUUUCCCGGCAUGCAACAACGUUAGCUGCCUCUUUUUCCACCCGCCGGCUUGCAAGUACGGAUCAAACUGCACUCGAGUUGGCUGCACAUUUUUCCACCAUAGCAACAUCCCGUCCGCAAAUAAACUCAAAUGGGUUACAGAUGCCAAGUGAGGACAUUUUCUUCUUGCUUUUGUGUGAGUGUUAAUCACCGACCAUGGAUCCGAACGUAGCCACCAUCACUCCAAUACACGAACAUAUAGGA